Molecule: messenger RNA, 1183 nt
Organism: Magallana angulata
Lineage: Eukaryota; Metazoa; Mollusca; Bivalvia; Ostreida; Ostreidae
Exons: 4
Coding region: 625-1095 (156 amino acids)
Source: RefSeq, a predicted model, not a curated record
GUUCACGUCAUGGAGUAAGCAGCGAGUGUUGUAUGUACUCAGAGCCUCAAUGUAAAUAUCAGGUCUGAUGAGUGGCAUCAGCGUCGACCUUAAAAACUGAAGUGCUAGAACUAGUGCCCGGGUCUUUGCAACAUUUUUAGAAGAUUUCAUUAAGAAUUAAUGUUUAAGUGGUGUUUAAUCGCAGAAUCAUGUUUCAAAACAGUUGAUAUUGAGCCAUAUUUCAUAGAGAGGAUUGCACUGUUUAUUUUCGGAUGUAUCUCUAUUUAAAGUUAAUCAAUAUGCCCCAUUUUAAUAUUGCAUUGAGAAAUCGCCAUUAAAUAGCCGUAUGUGUAACAAUUUCAGAUUCAAACAAUUAUUUUAUAGAUAAGAAUACUAUAUUCAAUAUUACGACCCCUUUUAAUGAUUUGUUUUUGUAUAAAACGUGACUUGGUUAUGCACGGAUUACAACGCGUCCCAUAUAAAGGUGUCAGGUUACAGGGUCACGAGAUCAAUUAGUAAAAGGUUAAUGACUUAGAAACCCAUAAAUCUGAUUGGAGAGACGUCACGGUCCCUCUAUCACAUUAAGCUGUACAGUCAAGAUACCCCAGUCAUCGAUGCAGACGUCUUACAGUGGACUACAGGGGCAUGCAGACGCUGACCAAUAAACGGGGACUCUUUAUUGGAGUGUUGUUGUUUGGUGUUUGCUAUGGGCAGAUAGCGCCCCUCUACGAGGCGCAAUCGAGCCUUACAUCCGGGACUCUAGUAGCAGCGGGCUCCAUCGGCGUCGUGGCGCUUGCAGCGACUGUCGCGGUGGCGGCAUUGUCUGUCCGUAGGGAUGUUAGAAAUUGUCACUGCGAGACAACAACUCAAACUCCAGAGGAGUCCUGUGCUGACAAAUGUGAAGACUUGGUCGCAUCAGAAAGGGCAAAAUAUGAAAAGGAAAACGAAGUGUACAUGCAAAUCAUACAAGGGGUGUGCAGUUUUCAGACAGGAGAUGAUGCAGAUAAUUGCAUCACGUGUUUGAACUACUAUAAUGACGAAGCUCAAUGCCGCUCAGACUCGGAAUGUUUCUUUAGUAAUAGCAAUGGAGUUUGUUUGCAUCAAAGGUUUUUUUGAAAAAAAAAUAAAAGCACUCACUGUAUGCCUGAAUGUUGAUUUAAUGAAUCAAUAAAAUUCAAUCGACUACAUUAACAUGUACUAUUAA